Protopterus annectens (West African lungfish) is the source of this 2282-nucleotide messenger RNA. It is a transcript of the gene JUND, whose product is annotated as JunD proto-oncogene, AP-1 transcription factor subunit. Bases 339 to 1238 code for a protein of 299 amino acids. Gene Ontology annotation, molecular function: DNA-binding transcription factor activity, RNA polymerase II-specific; RNA polymerase II cis-regulatory region sequence-specific DNA binding; transcription factor binding. Gene Ontology annotation, biological process: regulation of cell cycle; regulation of transcription by RNA polymerase II; regulation of cell population proliferation. Gene Ontology annotation, cellular component: transcription regulator complex. The record is from RefSeq and is a predicted model, not a curated record. The transcript has a single exon. NCBI's taxonomy places the organism in Eukaryota, Metazoa, Chordata, Ceratodontiformes, Protopteridae.
AGCCACCCCGCGCGCAACGAAUUCAGUAAUUGUACCAACGGAGACUGUAGUACGGCACCGCAGAUGAUACAGUUCGCGAGGUUAAGUACACCGUUCGUAGACAUUUAAAAUAUUAAUACUAUAUAGGCAGUCAAACAAGAAAGUUCCUUUUAAUGGAGUUAUAUUGUUUGCGUAAGAGUACGGCGUCAUAAUUUGGAAAGCAACUACCUUAUAUCCCGUAACUUCUACUUUGUUAAGGAGAAGGGCGUAUUGUUUUUUUGUUUGUUUUUCUGAAUUCGUGUUACCAAAGAAGCGUCCCAUCCUGGCCGUUUUUUGUGGAGGUAGAGUUUGGGGGGAUAAUGGAAACACCCUUCUACCAUGAUGAAGUUCUGAAUUUCGGGCAGAGCGUAUACUUGUACAACACUAUGAUGAAGAAAGACAUGAACCUAAACCUAGCUGAACCCGUAGCUACCAUAAAACCACACCUGCGUGGAGACGGCGAGGGACUUCUCAGUUCUCCAGACCUUGGGUUACUAAAAUUAGCCUCCCCCGAACUCGAACGCUUAAUCAUCCAGUCCAAUGGCAUGGUUACCACUACCCCGACCUCCAGUCAGUUCUUGUAUUCUAAGGUGGCUACAGAUGAGCAGGAAUUCGCAGAAGGGUUUGUUAAGGCCCUGGAGGACUUACACAAGCAGAAUCAACUGAAUGGUCCAGGUUGCCAGGCUCAAGCGACAACUCUCGAUCUCAGUUCUGGUACUUCAGCCCCUCCAACGAGCCUCCACCAGGAGUCGCCAAUCUACGCUAACCUUAGCAGCUAUACUAGCAGCGGCGCCGCUACUAUGGGCGGGACAACGGUAAACUACACGACAGAGACUGUGCCCUACCCCCCGCCACCUCAUAGCCUGAUUCAGCAGCAGGCGCGACUACAGGCACUCAAGGACGAGCCACAGACUGUACCGGAUUUACCAAGCUUUGGCGAGAGCCCACCACUCUCGCCUAUAGAUAUGGACACGCAAGAGCGGAUCAAGGCGGAAAGGAAGAGACUGAGGAAUCGCAUAGCCGCUUCUAAAUGCAGGAAGAGGAAGCUGGAGCGCAUCUCCCGGCUGGAGGACAAAGUAAAGUCUCUGAAAACACAGAAUACCGAACUGGCUUCCACAGCCAACCUGCUACGAGAACAAGUAGCCCAGCUGAAACAGAAGGUCAUGAACCACGUCAACAGUGGCUGUCAGCUCUUGCCGCACCCGAUACAGAGUUACUGAAGGACAGUGUUGCUGUGGAUCUGUAUUUUUAAUGAACGUUGAACUUGUUAUGCAAGCCCCAGCUUCUUGAUGGACAAACUAUUGUAUUGACUCGCCCUCCAAUAGUUAAUAUGCAGACGUGGGUGAAAGCGAGAAUGGUGUAACUACACGUGUGCUAUGGGGUCUCCAGCUCUCAAGCCUCAUUCCGAUCACCAAAUAAGCUAGACGAGCAAGUCCGUGGAACUGAUUACCUGUCGGGCUUUGCAGUAGCCAAUGGCAAGGAACUUCAGAUCAUGUCAUAACGAUGGCAUGAUCUUCAUGCAGUAGAUUGCCAUAGACAGUUGCCUCGUGGUCAUGUUGAGCAGCCCGGACUUACACUUUUUGAGGCAUAUUAAUUUGAAAUAAAACUGCUGCAUGGUUUGUGACAAACUUGGUCGGAUAACCCAGUUUCUGCACCAAGUGCAUGAAUUCCAACUGUACUGCCUUAAAUGUUUACAGCACUUAGUGUGUGACACGUUAUAUAUUUUAUACAGAACUGUAGCUAACAGACUGUCUUAUGGUUGCACCAUUUGUGCCAGUUUUUGUAGAAAUGUAAAUGUGAAAUUUAAUAGUAUAGCUUUUUUUUGUUUGUAUUUGCAGUAUUUAUGUUGUACUGGGAUCAAUGAGUAUUUUGAUAUAGUGUACAUUCCAGUAUGUUAACACCACAGUGAACGCUGAAUAAUAAAAUAAUAUACACUUCUCAUUGCAUUUAAGAAUUAUUUUGAUGAAGCUUUUAGGCCAGUAGGGGAGGUAGUAAUUGAAGUUAAUUUGUAGUUCCUGGAUUCUCCACAUUGUAAAUAUCUGACCAAACACUUAGCCGCCUCUAGGGGCUGAGUUUUUUCUAACAGAAUGUAAGACACCUAAGCUUUCUAUACUUAUUUAUUUAAUUUUGAAUUUUUUUUUAAUGGUAAAAUGCAACAUUGACUCUACUUCAUUUAAUUGUGUAAGUAUAAUAAACCAGGAAACUGUGUGAACAUACAAAAAGCCAUUAAGUUACAGAGACCAAAUAAAUAUGUACGCAAUUUA